Molecule: messenger RNA, 1224 nt
Organism: Salvia miltiorrhiza (redroot sage)
Lineage: Eukaryota; Viridiplantae; Streptophyta; Magnoliopsida; Lamiales; Lamiaceae
Exons: 2
Coding region: 1-1224 (407 amino acids)
Source: RefSeq, a predicted model, not a curated record
AUGGACAUGAUGGAGCCCGCCGAUGCCGCUUGUACGGCGGCCACCUCGCCGCAACCCAACAACCUUGUUCCUUCCUCUGUAGGAACUGCUAGUACUACUGAGAAAACAGCCGAACUGCCGUCGUUCCCAAGCAAUGAAAAGCAGAAGAAAACCUAUUCUGCUGUGGGAGACAAACCGAGAUCAACACAAGAGAUCAAAACUGAACUACAGAAAAUCUGGAGCCUGCGGGAAGAAUGGCAACUAAUCCCUAUGGGCAAGGGAUAUUUCACGUUGAAGUUUGCUAAUCAGAUUGAUAAGGAUAUUGCCAAGGACAAAACGGUUUGGGAUCUUGCUGUUGGAUCUCUUCGGAUUCGUGAAUGGGUUCGAAACUUUGAUCCGUACAAGGAAAAUUCUUCGUUAUGUCAAGUCUGGAUACGUAUCUAUAAUAUGCCAGUGGAAUAUUGGCAUCCGGAAGUUUUUGCUGCUAUUGGUAGGACGCUUGGAUUUCCUAUUAAACUUGAUGGAGCCUCUGCCAGUAAGGACGUCGGAAGUUUUGCUCGAAUGCUUGUUGAAAUCGACUUAUCUGUCCCUUCGAUCGAUUCCAUGACAAUAGAUUGUGAUGUUAUGUCAUUCUAUGUGGACUUUGUUUAUGAGCAGCUUCCUCUUUAUUGCACUAACUGCAAAAUUACAGGACAUAAUCUGGACAAAUGCAAGAAAAGCAAGCCGGACAACAAUAAAGCGAGCAAGGAACCUCGAGGGCAAGUUAUGGGGGAGACCACGACUGGAACUGAGCAGGAUAUUUCCUUCAAACAACCGAAAAAAGUGAGUAAUUGGAAACAAAAACAACCGGAACAACAAACGGAACAACACUCUGUGGAGCAGAAUCAGUUCGCUGCUUUGAUUACCGAGGAGGAAGUUUCGGAAGAAGAUGAGGAAGAGCAAUACGGUCCGGAUAUUCUUGAAACCUUGGUUGAAAAAACUCAGGAUUUAAGUAAAGGGGAUGCGGAGAAGGAGGUGGAUAAUGAGAAUGAUCGUGAAGUUGAUACGAGGCAGUUGGUUCUGGAGGUCGAACCGCAUCAGACUGGAUCGGAGCUGAGGGAUGAGCCUAGAGAAUCUGUGGAGAAAGAGGUUGCUUUAAAGGCGAUUGACCACACGAUACGCACCCAGCGUGUGACUCAGAUGAUUAUGGAGCCAAAGAGAAGAGGUCGCCCUCCCGGAGCUGGGAAAAAACCAAUACAAAUAUAG